Messenger RNA from Telopea speciosissima, 1602 nucleotides. Its product is annotated as sugar transporter ERD6-like 7. NCBI's taxonomy places the organism in Eukaryota, Viridiplantae, Streptophyta, Magnoliopsida, Proteales, Proteaceae. Bases 46 to 1461 code for a protein of 471 amino acids. Gene Ontology annotation, biological process: carbohydrate transport; transmembrane transport. The transcript has 18 exons. Gene Ontology annotation, cellular component: membrane. Gene Ontology annotation, molecular function: sugar transmembrane transporter activity. The record is from RefSeq and is a predicted model, not a curated record.
UGUUUGUUUCUGCAUUUUUAAUGUUUGGAAGAACAGGGGAAGGCAAUGGCCACCAACCAAAACUUAGAGACUGACAAUACAUCAGAGCCGCUUAUCGUGCAGCAAAAGGAUGAUGAACUGCUUGAGAUUCACAGUGACGGGAUGUGGAUGGUUUGUCUCAGCACAUUUGUUUCGGUCUUUGGGGCUUUUGAAUUUGGCUCAUGCGUUGGAUAUUCUGCACCUACCCAGUUUGGUAUCAUGGAUGAUAUUGGCCUAUCUUUAGCUGAGUACUCAGUUUUUGGAUCUAUACUUAAUAUUGGUGCAAUGAUCGGUGCCAUUUCAAGUGGUCGUAUUGCUGAUUUCUUUGGUCGUAAAGGGGCAAUGAGGCUCGCAUCAACAAUAUGCAUCAUAGGAUGGCUUGCAGUCUAUUUUGCUACGGGAGCCAUAUUGCUCGAUCUUGGAAGAUUUAUAAUGGGAUAUGGCAUUGGCAUUCUUUCUUACGUGGUCCCAGUAUUUAUAUCUGAAAUUGCUCCUAAAAACCUUCGAGGAGCAUUAGCAACGGCAAAUCAGCUCCUGAUAGUAAUUGGGAUAUCUGUUGCAUUCACAGUGGGAGCAUUCGUAAAUUGGCGGAUACUGGCUCUAACGGGAAUUGUUCCAUGUAUCAUUCUACUUGUUGGCCUCUGUUUCAUCCCAGAGUCCCCCAGAUGGCUGGCCAAGGUUGGCCACCAGAGAGAGUUUGAAGCUGCACUCAGAGCACUUCGUGGACAGAAUGCUAAUAUUUCUCAAGAGGAGGCAGAAAUCCAGGAUUACAUAGAGUCUCUUCAACAAUUUCCAAAAGUCACAAUAAUUGACCUGUUUCACAAAAAAUAUAUUCGUUCAGUGAUUGUUGGAGUUGGAUUAAUGGUGUUUCAACAAUUUGGUGGAAUUAACGGGAUAGUGUUCUAUGCAAGCCAAAUUUUCGUUUCUGCAGGAUUUCCUCCCAAUGUUGGAAACAUACUUUAUGCUCUUCUUCAGGUUGUGGUGACUGCAGUGGGUGCAACUUUAAUCGACAGAGCUGGAAGAAGACCUCUUUUGAUGGUUUCUGCAUCAGGCUUACUUGCAGGCAGCUUAUUGAUUGCGAUGUCAUUCUAUUUCAAGACCUUCCAAUAUUUUCCCAAAUCGGUUCCAAUACUUGCACUCGCUGGUGUCCUGUUAUACAUAGGCUCCUUCUCAGUGGGAAUGGGGGCAGUUCCUUGGGUUGUAAUGUCAGAGAUAUUCCCGAUAAAUGUAAAAGGAACUGCUGGAAGUUUAGUGACCCUGGUGAACUGGCUUGGGUCUUGGGUGACCUCCUAUACUUUCAAUCUUCUUGUGACCUGGAGCUCUUAUGGUACAUUCUUCUUUUAUGCUGCCAUUUGUGCGAUGGCUCUCAUAUUCAUCUUCAAGGUAGUACCAGAGACCAAGGGUCGAACGCUGGAAGACAUCCAGGCCUCCAUGAACUCUUGAAUAGAAACAAAGAGGUGGAAAUGUUUGCUAGAGACUUAUUUUCUGGUUUUGGAUCUAGAGUAAAGGGGUUCUACUACAUUACAACACCAUGCCUGGGUGAUCUAAUAAAUAACCCCAAGUGGGUAGUUCAGUUGGCAAGGA